GAAGCUAAGGCAUGGCGGCGUUCACAUUUUCAUUCCGUUUCGGAGUUGUGGCCGUCGUUGCCUCUCUCAUCUUCACUCUUUACAUGCCUCUCGCCGUCCAUUCUCAAUCCCUUGCUCCGGCACCUGCUCCUACCAGCGACGGUACGUCCAUAGAUCAAGGGAUUGCGUACGUGCUUAUGAUGUUGGCUCUCGCACUCACGUAUCUCAUCCAUUCCGCUGACCUCUCUUCUACCUUUUGAUGGAUUGAUCGUGUUUUGUUUAAAGAAGUUGUUAUGUUUAUUGAUGCUGUUACCAUUAGCAUUGAUUAUAAUAUAGUAAUUGAUUCUAGUUAUAACAACUUUAUGGAGCCAGCAA
Abrus precatorius (Indian licorice) is the source of this 354-nucleotide messenger RNA. RefSeq names its product arabinogalactan protein 41-like. The coding region runs from base 12 to 239 and encodes 75 amino acids. The record is from RefSeq and is a predicted model, not a curated record. The transcript has 2 exons. Lineage: Eukaryota; Viridiplantae; Streptophyta; Magnoliopsida; Fabales; Fabaceae.